Rosa chinensis is the source of this 1869-nucleotide messenger RNA. RefSeq names its product F-box protein SKIP22-like. The coding region runs from base 70 to 1590 and encodes 506 amino acids. The transcript has a single exon. The record is from RefSeq and is a predicted model, not a curated record. NCBI's taxonomy places the organism in Eukaryota, Viridiplantae, Streptophyta, Magnoliopsida, Rosales, Rosaceae. Gene Ontology annotation, molecular function: protein binding.
GUCUUCUUCUUCCUAAACCAAACCAGAACCAGAGAGAGUUAGAGCCGAUAGAGCCAUAGAUAGAGUCCAAUGAAGCUGAGACUGCGAUCCAUCGAGUCUAAAGAGACUCUCCGAAUCGAGGUUCCCAAUCUCUGUUCUCUCCACCACCUCAAACAAUCCCUCUCCGAAUCCAUCUCCGCCGCCUCUCCCUCUUCUCUCCGCCUCUCCCUCAACCGCCGCGACGAGCUCCUCUCCUCCUCUCCCGACGACUCCCUCGCCUCUCUCGGUAUCACCUCCGGUGACCUCAUCUUCUACACCCUCGACCCCUCCUCCCAAACCCUUCAAUCCCCAAUUCCUCACACUCCAGUCUCCCCAAAUCCCCAAACUCUAACCCUAGUUGGCCAAGGGGCUUCCACGAGCGAUGCAAUGGCCGAAGGUCCGAGGUCGGGUUCGGAAACCCUAAUUGGCGAAGGGUGUUCUCGUGUGGAAGCUUCGAUCGCCGAAGAGCCGGGGUCUGUGGGUUCGAAUUCUGAAACCCUAAUUGGCGAAGGGUCUUGUGGUAUGGAAAUUGAUGAUGAAGAUGAGUCGACUGGAGUGGUGAGGAAGAAGUACUCUGUUCCGUUUUUCUUGAGGAGGGUGAUGAGGGAGGAGUUAGCCGAAGAUCGUAGCGAUCACAAGCUACUGGUGAUUGCAUUACAUGCGGUGCUCGCAGAGUCUCGAUUCGUCAGGUUUGAUUCUGUUUCGGGUGAGCAGACCGAUCGGUUUCCUCUUCCGAAAGAAUGGCCGGCAGUGGCUUACACGCUGUCCCUCUUGUAUACAUUGCCUGAGGUUCUGCAGAAUCGGGGCAAUGGCAGGGGUGGGGUUGAAGCCGUAGUGCUUAAGAUUCAGACUUUGGGGCAUUUUGUCAAUGUCUAUGGGUCGUUGGCUGGUGGCGGCGGUUCCGGGCAUUAUAGGGUGUCUUUGGAUGUGAAGAGGUUUGCGCCAAUGCUGGAUUUUGUCUGGGGAAGCAGGAAUGUGAGUGAUAGUGAAGUUUUUGUCCCGGAAAUUGAAAUCUUUGAGUUUUGGAGGAUUGUCAAGGAUGGAAUUACAUACCCAUUGCUGAUUGAUCUUUGUGCAAAGGCUGGUUUGCCUGAGCCGCCCAGCUUCAUGUGCCUUCCUUUGGAUCUCAAGAUGAAUAUUUUGGAGAGGCUGUCUGGUGUUGACAUUGCGAAAGUGGGAUGUGCUUGUAAGGAGCUACAAAAUCUAGCCAAUAAUGAUGAGCUCUGGAAGCAGAAGUUUCAGGAGGAGUUCAGGGAGGACGCAGGAGGAAUAGGUAACUGGAAGUUUCAAUAUGCUGGGAAGUGGGAGGAUAGGGAGCGAGAGAAGAAGGCACUGGUCACGUGGAGACCAAGGCUUCAUCACAAUUUCCCUAUUAGAAGGAACCCAGAGAUCCCAUUUGUACCUGGUUUUCCUGGAAUUAUUAGGGAUCCUCCAGAUUUUGGUGUCCCUGACCCUUUUAGACGACCACGGUUACCAUACCCUCUUGGUGGUGGUCAGCCUGCAAUCUUUUGGCAUGGGAGGAGGCAGAAUUUCUCUCCCAAUUGCAAUCUGGGAGGAGGAUUUAGUGAAUAGUCCAGGACCUUCUCCACUGCUGAGUGCUGCAACUGAAGCUGCAGGUUCAUCCGUUCAUGUUUCGUUUAUAGAAAUAUAUAUAAUAAUACUUGGAUCUCCUAGUACAGUUAAAAGACUGAAGAAUAAUCAGUUUUAGUUCUGUUGUUUUGUUUAUAAGGAUAUUGUUCAUGUGUUGAUGAGCUUUUGGUUUUUGGAUAUGAUAUGAUUCUGAGUUUUGUAAUUACAUUGCUAGUACCACUUCAUGUAUUAUAGAAGUUAUCUUGCCUAAAUUUCUCACUG